This is a messenger RNA of Oppia nitens, 2858 nucleotides long. RefSeq names its product phosphatase and actin regulator 1-like. The coding region runs from base 375 to 2615 and encodes 746 amino acids. Gene Ontology annotation, molecular function: actin binding. Gene Ontology annotation, biological process: actin cytoskeleton organization. The transcript is spliced from 9 exons. The record is from RefSeq and is a predicted model, not a curated record. NCBI's taxonomy places the organism in Eukaryota, Metazoa, Arthropoda, Arachnida, Sarcoptiformes, Oppiidae.
AAUUUUGUUGUUGUUUUUGUCAAUUUUAUAAAAAUAGCUUUUGUUUUGUUGUCAUCACUGAAGAUGAGAUAUCACUUGAAGAAGAAAUGAAGUGAUUUUUUUGGUGUUGUUGUUGACAAACGAUAUGUUUAUUUAAGACAUAGUUUUGUUUGUUUGUCGUGUAUUUGUUAACCAAUUGUUAACUAAUUGUUAUUUGAUUUUUUUGGUCACAAAUAAUACGCCGAGAUUUAAGUGAUGAUAUAUUUUCGGUGAUAAUGAGUGUGAAUGUUAUGUGCGGACAGUUGUGUUUCAGAUGACAUGACCAUCGAAUUGAUUGUCCAUCAAAACCAUGUCUUUUGUCGGACUAAACUGUUUUUAAUUGUUUUUAUAGUAAUAUGAGUUCAAAUUGCUGUCCAAAUGAUAACACAAUAAACUGUUUGUCACUAAAAUAUCCGUCAAAUGUGUCCUCAAGUGAGUCAUCAUCGGUGCCAUCGAUGGGGUCGACAACAACUGUGACAACCACUUCCAGCAAUGGCUUAAAUGCCAUGAAUGGGACCAACGGUUCCCAUAAUAAGUCACCAAAUAAGACAAAUAAUAGUAGGUUUUCAUCGCUCGUUAAGAUCUUUAAGCCGUGGAAAUGGAAACGAAAGAAGAAGAGCGAAAAGUUUGAAAACACAUCUAAAGCUCUGGAGAGAAGAAUAUCAAUGCGAUCGUCAAAAGCAGAUCUAAUCCAAAGAGGAGUUCUUUUACCCGAAAAAAACGAGGCAUUUAAAAGUGACUUAAUAUCCACAAUGAAAGAAAUGAAAGUCUACGAGUUGUCCAAUAAAGAUGACAUGAAUUUACAGAUGACUACAAACUCAGGCAUUACUACUUGUAAGACAUCAGUCUCUGAGACCGUGUCGACCAACACAUCGACUUCCAAACCAAUGAUUCCCAUAUCAUUGAGUGGUUAUCUGAAGGGAGCCAUUGCUACACCACUGGUUGCCAUCUCUAAGAACGGACAAAACUUUCAUAACUCAUCCAUCAAUAAAAAGCGAACCUCUUUUGAGAAUAAGAGCGAAAUCGGCGACAAAUCAAACCCUAUAGUGAUUAACGAUAAUUAUAGAUAUAAUAAUAAUAACAUUAAUGAGAAUAAAAACAUUUCCUUUAAUGCUAAUGACUCUAUUAAAAUAAUCACAUCGACGACUGGCUCUUCAAUCAUAUCAGACAUCUCAUCGACAUCUUCUUCAUCUAAUUGUGAUCUAAAAGCAAAUAAGAUUCAUAUAAAUACUAUAAAUAGUGUAAAUAAAUGUGUUAUGCAAUUGAACUCAAACUCAUCAAUGAUUAGUGAGUUUACAGACAUCGGACCCAUACCUCCGCCGCGAAUGUUCAGCGAUUCCGUUCAUAACACUUACACCUCUGAUAAUAAUAAUAUUAAAAUUGAAUCCUCAUUUAACAACAACUGUAUUAAUGAAGACAACAACGACUCAAAUAUGGAAUCUAUCGGUAAUGAGCUAAGAAUGUCGCAAAUGGACAGAUCAGCCAACGGUUCGGAAGUGCCACAAAUGUCUUCUCUGCCAAUAUGUGUAAUUCAUAGUCAAUAUGCGAACGAACCACUUUCGGUGACCGAAGAGGUUCCGGCAAAAGAGCCACAACUGUCGGCCGUCCCUAAGAAAAGUGCUCUGAAGAAAGCCCGCAUUACAAACACAGAUAAUAAUAAUACUGAUAACCAAAAGCAAAGUCAAGUAUCAACGACUACUGUGCCCAUGAAUUCAGCUAAUAUUACAACCACUACCACCUCAUCUUCAACUGUUGUCAUCAAACCACAGCCGACACCGAGAUAUACCUAUAAUGUCAUACAACCGAUGCCAAUGCAAAUUGUGGUCACAUCAGCGCAACAUAAUUCACCCCUCACUAAUCAAAACAAUUUUAGUUCCGUUAUGUCGAAAGUUCGUCACUUCAAUAGUGUCGGCGCCGGUAUUGAAAAUAAGGAGAACCAACCCUUCUCUCAGUUUAAUAAUAAGUCGUUAUCAACCAAUGAAUGCCAUACUCGUAGACAACCAUCGAUUGUGUUAAGCCAUGAAUCGGAUUCCGAUGAUGACAGCGAUGGUAAUAUCAAUUGGAGAGACUAUUACGGUGAAGAUGAACAAGGAAAAGUUGCCGCAAAAAUUGCCCGAAAAGAUUCGUUGGCCAUAAAAUUGGCCCAAAGACCUGACAAACAGGAAUUGAUCGAUAAAAACAUAAUUCCUGUGUUGAGUGAAAAUGAAAGACAAGACACUAGAGAAGCGAUCGGAACUAAACUAAACCGUCGGCUGAGUCUACGGCCGACCGCCGAGGAGUUAGAACAGAGAAAUAUACUGAAACAUCAAACACCCGAUGAAAUGCUUUUGGAUAAAGAAAAGAAAAAACAGACACUUAUAAGAAAAUUGAGUUUUCGGCCGACAAUUGAAGAGCUGAAAGAAAGAAAGAUUAUUCGUUUCAAUGAUUACGUUGAGGUCACUCAGGCUAAUGAUUAUGACCGACGAGCCGACAAACCAUGGACUCGGCUCACACCUAAAGAUAAAGCAGCCAUUAGAAAGGAGUUAAACGAUUUUAAAAGUAUGGAAAUGGAGGUACACGAGGAAAGUCGAUUUAUGACCCGGUUUCACAGGCCUUAAUAUGAUAACUGAGAUUGAGAUUAAACUUUUUUGGACACAAACUUUUUUUUGGUAUUUUGUGCUCAAAUUGUUAAAUGAAAAUUGUGUAUAAAAACUGUGAUUUCAAUGCAUUGCAUAUUAAAUAUACAUAUUAUAUAACUGAUGGUAACUAAUGAUUAACUAAUUGAAUAUCAAAGCACUAAUAGAUAUACAAAAAAAUAAUUAAUUAAUACAAAUAUUUAAUAACAAAAUUGAAUCAAAAAU